AAGAAGGAGAAGAAGCUGAUUGGCUGGACGAGAUGAUGACGUGUUUAAUGGCGGAGCGUUGAGUUAAACGUGUAGAAAAUGUGUUUUGUUUAAUAAUUAUGAAAUAAAUGUGACUCGUUUCAUUUUAAUGUGGUCGGUACAGGACAUACAAUGGCCACAUUAGUUCUGGAUAACGGAGCCUAUACGGCGAAAAUAGGAUACAGUCUGGAGAAAGUCAGCGUCAUCCCAAACUGCCAGUUUCGCUCCAAGACGUCCAGAUUAAAAACCUUCACAGCCAAUCAGCUCGAUGAGAUCAAAGAUCCUUCGGGUCUCUUUUACAUCCUCCCCUAUCAGAAGGGUUAUCUGGUCAACUGGGACGUCCAGAGGAAAGUGUGGGAUCAUCUGUUUGGAAAGGAGAUGUUUAAGGUGGAUUUCGCAGACACCAGUGUCAUCAUCACAGAGCCGUACUUCAACUUCUCUUCCAUUCAGGAGUCGAUGAAUGAGAUCCUGUUUGAGGAGUACCAGUUCCAGUCGGCUCUCAGAAUAAACGCGGGCUCUCUUAGCGCUCAUCACUACUUCCACACUAAACCCACGGAGCUCUGCUGUUUGGUGGUCGACAGCGGCUUCUCCUUCACCCACAUCGCCCCCUACUGUCGCAGCAAGAAGAUGAAGGAAGGCAUCCGCAGGGUAAAUGUAGGAGGGAAGCUGCUGACCAAUCACCUGAAGGAGAUAAUUUCAUAUCGCCAGUUACACGUCAUGGAUGAAACUCAUGUGAUCAACCAGGUGAAAGAAGACGUCUGCUACGUCUCGCAGCAGUUUUACAAAGACAUGGAGAUGUUACAGAUGAAAGGGGAGGAAAACAAUGUGGUGAGGGAUUAUGUUCUACCAGAUUUCAGCUCCAUCAAAAAAGGCUUCUGCAAGCCACGAGAGGAGAUGGUCUUCAGCGGGAAGUACAAGACAGGAGAGCAGAUCUUGAGGUUGGCCAACGAGCGCUUUGCUGUUCCUGAGAUGCUCUUCCACCCGUCAGACAUCGGCAUCCAGGAGAUGGGCAUCCCAGAGGCCAUCGUGGACUCCAUCCAGUCCCUGCCAGAAGAGAUGCAGGCCCACUUCUACCAGAACAUCGUCCUGACUGGAGGAAACAUUUUGUUUCCAGGCUUCAGAGAGCGGCUGGAGGCAGAGCUGCGAUCACUCACCCCCGCCCACCUCCCCGUGUCCGUCCUACAACCUGCAAAUCCAAUCUGUUAUUCGUGGGAAGGAGGGAAGCUGCUGGCCCACAGUCCAGACUACGACGAGAUCGUCGUGACACGAGAGGACUACGAAGAGAACGGACAUUUUAUCUGUGAAGAAAAGUUUGAUAUUUGACUGAAGUGAAACUCUUGGCUGCAGAUUCUUCUGCAUCAUCGUGUACGUGGAAAAAAACAUCUGCAUCUUAGUAGAUCAGAGUGACGAAAACCUGCCAGAUGUUUAAAUCUGAUUCGCUUACAACAUAAACAGGAUCUGCAUUUAAAGUGCAAAAUGUAAAAUGUAAAAUGAAAUGUUUUUUUCUACAGCAGAUAUAUUUUAUUUCAGUGUGUUUCAUUUCUUUUUAUACGUGUGUGUGAGAGAGCCGGCAGACAUUGCGGCCUCAAGCUUUUGUUAUUCUUAAAAUUAUUCAGUUUUUUCAGUUUCAGUAGAGUUGUCCCGUUUUUCUCCUA
Sebastes umbrosus (honeycomb rockfish) is the source of this 1673-nucleotide messenger RNA. RefSeq names its product actin related protein 6 (gene actr6). The transcript has 11 exons. The record is from RefSeq and is a predicted model, not a curated record. Gene Ontology annotation, cellular component: Swr1 complex. The coding region runs from base 151 to 1341 and encodes 396 amino acids. Gene Ontology annotation, molecular function: nucleosome binding. Lineage: Eukaryota; Metazoa; Chordata; Actinopteri; Perciformes; Sebastidae.